This is a messenger RNA of Podospora pseudopauciseta, 810 nucleotides long. RefSeq lists its product as uncharacterized. Gene Ontology annotation, biological process: phospholipid metabolic process; arachidonate secretion. The transcript is spliced from 2 exons. Gene Ontology annotation, molecular function: A2-type glycerophospholipase activity. NCBI's taxonomy places the organism in Eukaryota, Fungi, Ascomycota, Sordariomycetes, Sordariales, Podosporaceae. Bases 1 to 552 code for a protein of 183 amino acids. The record is from RefSeq and is a predicted model, not a curated record.
AUGAAGGCCUUCACCCUUCUCGCCCUCGCGGGGUCAGCUCUCGCCCUCCCAGCCAGCACCGGCGUCCUCGAGCAGAGACAGUCCGCGGUCCAAGUCACGGACGAGCUCAUGUACGGCAUCAGCCUCCCCGCAUUCACCGCUCGCCGCAACGCCCGCAACCCCCCUACCCUGGACUGGACCUCUGACGGCUGCACUUCCUCCCCUGACAACCCGCUCAACUUCCCCUUCGUCCCCGCCUGCCACAGACACGACUUUGGCUACCACAACUACCGCGCUCAGAACCGCUUCACGGAGAGCGGCAAGCUCAGGAUUGACAAUAACUUCAAGACUGACUUGUACUACCAGUGCAGCACUGUGUCUCUCUCUGGCGUUUGCAGGGGUCUUGCGGAUGUGUAUUAUGCUGCUGUGAGGGCUUUUGGUGGCGGUGAUGCCACGCCGGGCAAGCGGGAGACUCAUGAUGAGCUGGUGAAGGAGUAUGAGGAGAAGUUGGCGAUUUACAACGCGCUGGUUGCCCAGGCGGAGGCGGAUGGGUUGAUUCCUGCUCAGGCUUAAGCUGGAUGAGGGUGGUGGGUUAUGUGCCUGGGGAGGAAAUGUAGUUCAAUGUGUAUGAUUUAUGAUUUUGGAUGAAUGAAAAGGCCUGUCAGCAUCAUUUUAUGAAUAUCUGUUGUCCGUAUAUUUCAAAACCUUAUAGCGACCUUACAGGUAUGGUUUGUAUUCUAGAAAGCCCAAUUCAGGGAGUAUGCAAUAACCCAGUUUUAGCACAACAGAUCUGCGGGAAACAUCCCCUUUCAAGGCAAAAAAAAAAAAAAA